Molecule: messenger RNA, 2188 nt
Organism: Trachemys scripta elegans
Lineage: Eukaryota; Metazoa; Chordata; Testudines; Emydidae
Gene: UVSSA
Product: UV stimulated scaffold protein A
Biological process (GO): response to UV; transcription-coupled nucleotide-excision repair
Cellular component (GO): chromosome
Molecular function (GO): RNA polymerase II complex binding
Source: RefSeq, a predicted model, not a curated record
GUGGAUUUUCAAGACGUAAAUGUCAGAACUCUAGCUGAAAGGAGAAGGGAGGAGGAGAAGCAGAAACGAUUAGAUAACAUUUACAAAGAGAAAGCAAAAAGAGCUGAAAAAGAAAUGGAAGAAAUGUCCCAGGAAAUCCAAGACACACUGACAGAGAUGGAGAAUUGUUUCCGGCUUUUGAUGCCAGAUCCAUUUGACUUCACUGUGAAUGAUACAGAGUUAGACCCUGUCACGGAGAGGACUGCUAAUGAGGACAAACCUACUUCCUCCUUAUCCAUACAGAUAGCAGAUCACCAGCCAUCUUUGCUUGGACAUAUGGAUGAUGAACAGCCUUGUUGCAGCAAGGACCUUCCUUCUGUUUCCCCAUGUCUAAUAGUUGGUAGAAACAGGGACCUGAACGAAGAGUUGGGGCUGCCUGAGCAAAAGGAAAUAGACAGAGGGGAACGUUCAGAAGCUGAAAUAAUUGCUACUGCUGCCACCGAUUAUGAUGACUAUGAAACCUUUGUUAGGAACCAUGGGCUUGGUUCUCAUAAAUACACUCUCAACCUUGAAAUCUCCACAGAUGUGAAGGUGCGUGAGAAUGAAGACAAUACUGCCAUAAUAAACAAUAUCAUAGAUGCACACAAACUCAUCAGAAAUAAAUUCUUGCCAUCUGUGCAGUCUUGGAUUCAGUUGUUCACCAGAGCAGGAAUAAAUGAUGGUUGUCUAAGAUGUGCCAUUGAUUUUAAGAAUAAAUUAGAGACUGCUAUGGAGAAACAUAAGGAAAUGAACAUUGACUAUAAAGAGAGGAAAAGAAAAGUGAUAUUGAGGAGCACAAGAAGUAGCACACAGAUUUCUGAUCUGCAUGCCUCAACCCUUGACAAGGUCUGUGUCCUGAAGUCUUGCCCAGGUUUUGCAAUAUAUAUAAUGUAUAUGAAAGUCUCCGACAAUGAAGAUGAUGAAGAUGAAUUUGUGGAGGUCCCUGAGAAGGAAGGUUAUGAGCCCCACAUUCCAGACCACCUGCGUAAGGAAUAUGGAUUGGAGCCCCAAUCAUCUCUGAAAGCAUUAGCAAAAGGAAUGGUCGUGAAGCCAGCUUUGCUGAGCUUCCACUCCCAGUCAAAAAAGAAUGAAGAGGAACUUGAUCCAACCUGUGCCGCUGCAACAUUGAAGCUUAUCCGAGAUAAGCUACCUAAGUUACCAUCCCUAAAUACCAGUGCGUCUGCAAAUCCCGAGCCAGCAGCUUCAGGAGAGCUUGACAGUGAGACAGGAAAACUAGAAGAAGAAAGAGCUAAAGCUCCUAUAAUACCCUUUGGAUUAGAUCUUUACUACUGGGGACAGGACCAGCCAACUGCUGGCAAAAUUCUCAAAUUUUCUUCUCAACAUCGAUUUUGGGCACCCAAUGAAAUGGAGGAAGAGGUGGAAAACAAAGAAGUAGCCGAAAUGUUGAAAAGUAGAUGCAUAACUUUUUCUGGCAAGUUUGAACCGGUGAAACAUAAAUGUCGAGCGCCAAUGCCUGACGGGAGACUAUGUGAAAGACAGGAUAGGGUUAAGUGCCCUUUCCAUGGGAAGAUAAUCCCUCGGGAUGAAUCUGGGAAUCCUGUUAAUCCAGACGACAAAAUGAGAGAGGAAAAGAAGAGGUUUGAGAAGCAGGCAGAACAGCCAGAGUGGCAAGACCCAGAAUUCAUGAGAGAGGUUGAAGCAGCUACUGGAGUAGACCUUGGAUCCUCUAGAUACAGUGGGAAAGGAAAAGGAGGGAAGAACAAAGGGAAGAAGAGGAAAUAUCCAAAUCUGACAGACUUGAAACAGGAGGCUAAUACUUCUCGUUCACGGCUGGAGAAGAAAGUCUUCAAUAAAGGGGCCAUGAAACGGGUGGUGAAAGCAAUGAAUCGAAUGGACCAGAAGAAGCAUGAGAAGUUUGCAAACCAGUUUAACUAUGCAUUGAAUUAAGUUGCAAGAAAACAGAGGACCAAAGAGGAGAAUUAACAAGACUGCAGCUGUACAAAACAUUUCUCAAACACCUUUAUAUUCAAACUAAAAUAUUGUGUUCUACAUUUUUACUGGGGUUAUUUUUUAAUUAGUGUCAACUUCUGGUAACUUAUUAAUAUUCGAUAAUGAACAUGAAUUUUAGCAAAGAUGUGUCUGUACAUAAUUGAAUGCAUUUAACAAUUUGAUAACGACUUGGAAUUUACAUUAAAUGGAACAAGCUUUA